Balearica regulorum gibbericeps (East African grey crowned-crane) is the source of this 2178-nucleotide messenger RNA. The record is from RefSeq and is a predicted model, not a curated record. Lineage: Eukaryota; Metazoa; Chordata; Aves; Gruiformes; Gruidae.
AUGCAGCUUAUGGAGGUGCUGAAGAAGGAGGUGAGAUCGCUGCUAAUGGCUGCCAAAGAGGGGUUGACCCCAGGACAGCUAGAGCAGGAGUACAUGGCCAUGAUCGGCAAACCUCUCCCUCUACAUGACCUGGGCUUCAAAUCCACCUUGGAGCUAGUGGCAGAUAUGCCAGAAGUUGUCAGAGUCUGUCCUUAUGAGAAAGGCACUUUUAUCCUCAAAGGCAUUGCAGAUGAGACCACCAAAGCAAUUGCCGAACUGGUUGCCAGACAGAGGAGAAAUGCUAGGGCACGGAAGAGCACUGCUGCAAAGGCAAAUGCAAAUGCUGGUUCGUCCUCUAAGAAUCCACAGAGUUUCCCUCAGAGGGUCAGGGCUCCUGUCCUGCCAGCGACCGCGAAGGCUGAGCUGCAGGAUCUGCUGAGUUCCUCACCACUUCUGCUCUUGGACUUUGAUAAGGCUUUCUUUAGACGCUUUGGCCGGGCGUUCCAGUACACGCAGUACGGAUUUUUCUCCAUGUUUGAAGUCCUCAGAAGCGUGUCUGAUAUCAUUGUGGUGGAGCAGACAAGAGGAGGUUCCUUGCUGACCCUGAAGAAGUGCCUAACAAGUAAGAUAGAGAAGGAAGAGAUGCCGCAAGCAGCACCUGCAGUCGAGAUGCCUCCUUUGGAAUCCAGCUGUGAGACAGAGAGCAUCCACCUGACAGCAGAAGAGAAGCCAAUGGAAAUGCAAGCAGUAGAUUUGAGUGAUGGCCUCAAACAACCUCAAGAUUUGGAGCAAUCCCUGCUAGCCAAGUUGAUAAUGACUCCAGAAAUCCCUCCAGAUGCUGUUCAGGAUAGAAGCCUUUGCAGUUUACCACCACUGGAGAGAAGGUGCUUGGUGGGAGUCUUUGUGGAAUUCAUCAUCUCUCCUAGCCAGUUCUACAUCCACAUCUGCAGCAGUGAAACAUCUGAUAAACUGCAGGAUAUGAUGAUUGAGAUGAGACACUGUUACUCAAAUAAACUUGUUUCUGAUCGUUAUAUCAUGCCUGAGUCUUCAGUACAGCCUGGACAUCUUUGCUGUGUAACAGUCUCGAAAUGGUGGUAUCGCGUUAUCAUUCAUCGUGUGAUCAAUGACCAAGAAGUAGAGGUGUUCUACCCAGAUUAUGGAAACCUCGAAAUUGUCCAAAAGUCUUGUCUGAGAUUCCUCAAGUGGUGCUACUUGAAGCUCCCCGCUCAGGCCAUCCCGUGUUCUUUGGCGUGGGUAAAACCCAUGGAGGGUACGUGGUCCAAUGCAGCAACUCUCCUAUUCAAGCAGCUAUGUGACUCCAAGCUGCUUGUGGGCAUCGUGGAUGAAUACAUGAAUGGCAUUUUGCAUCUCUUCCUGUGUGACACAUCCACAGAGGAGGAUGUCUACUUCCACUGUGUCUUGAGGGAUGAGGGAUACGCUGACAUCUGUGGAGAGAACAUUCCUUCCCAGGGAUUUAAGGAACUGAAUCCUUUGGCCUUGUAUGUUCAACCCAGUGGAAAGCAGGAGAAUGCCGAACUGGUGGAGCCAGACCUUCGCUUGCAGCAGGAAUCUCUAGAUGCAGAUAGUGAAACAGCAACCUCAAAACUGGAUGAGGAUGAACUGUGUGACCAGGAAUGGCACCUGUCUGCUAAGGAGGAGACACAGGAUGAUGUGCGGCCACUUUUGGAUGAAGUGAGUGUCCCAAGAAUAACAGACCAAGGCCCUGAACUUCCCCAGGAGGAUACAAAUGAAACUCCUACAGAUCUUAAGGCAGUGGUUAAGACACCUCAUUCUCUUGGAGAGUCCUCAAUGCCUGCUGUCUUAUUCAAGUCAGUGGAAGACUUUUACAGCUCCUUUAUCUACUCCAAGCAACCAGCAGAAAUGAGCCAAGAUGACCCUGAUCAGAUAGAAAGAUUUUCCAACAAGGCUCAACUUCGUGAAGCUGUACAUCCCUCUGUUCUACUUAUGGCAAUACCGUUUAUGCUGGACAACCGUAACAAUGAAGAGGAAAUGAAGAACAAAGACCUUCCCAGGAGUCUUGCAGUUGGCCUGUGCAGUGCCAGUGGGCUGUCUGACCAAGGCCCAUCUCAGAAACUGUAUGUCCCUCCUACCACGCUAUCUGCGGUGCUGGCAGCUGCACGCUUAGCCACUUCCAGUGACUACUUCCAGUGGCCCGCAAGCAUGAGAAAGAAGGUGUGA